AUGGAAGGAGCAUUAGCAGCGUCUUCUUUGUCUCUGCUUUCAUUGGGGAGUGUGAAAACUAGGAGCAGAGGGGCAAGGAUCUCUCACAUGACUGGGAGACAAGGUUUCAACGUUUGGGUUAAGAAUGGAAUAAGAAGAAGAAGAAGGAUAAGGGUGGGUGCUGUGAAUGUGGAAGAUGUUACCACAGUACUUGAUCCAGCUCCAGUGGAAGUCACCUGGCAAAUUGUGGUCGGAGCUAUAGCUGGGGUUACCCCUUUUGUCGUGGCAGGGAUUGAAUUUAGCAAAAGAAUUAUAGCUCAGAAAAGAUGUGAGGAAUGUGGAGGAUCAGGGCUUGUUUUGAGGGAAAAGGAAUACUUCCGUUGCCCAGAAUGUGUCCUCAAUGUGCUAUCUGCUGCAGGUUGUUCCUGUGCCUGGGAUUCUGAUUGA
Messenger RNA from Sphenostylis stenocarpa, 426 nucleotides. Lineage: Eukaryota; Viridiplantae; Streptophyta; Magnoliopsida; Fabales; Fabaceae. The record is from the annotation of a GenBank genome assembly.